Hylaeus anthracinus is the source of this 1745-nucleotide messenger RNA. RefSeq lists its product as uncharacterized. The record is from RefSeq and is a predicted model, not a curated record. Lineage: Eukaryota; Metazoa; Arthropoda; Insecta; Hymenoptera; Colletidae. The transcript is spliced from 2 exons. Bases 1 to 1209 code for a protein of 402 amino acids.
AUGAAGAUUUUGUCAAGUAUCUUUGUAUUCUACCAAUUCCAUCGAUUCCAGCUCCUCACAAUCUUCCUGGGCCUGAUGGCCACGGCGCUCAGCGAGGAGGCCAAGAAGAAAGACACCGAGGUCAAGGACUCGAACACAGAGAAGAAGCAGGAUAAACGGGGCCUCAGCCAAUACGAAGGAGGCUACGAAGGUGGCGAUUACGGCGGAGGACACGAACUGUCGAUAUCCGGAGGAGACUCGUCCGGCUACGGUGGCGGAUACGCUUCGGACUACGGUGGCGGUUACGGCAGUUACGGCGGAGGCGGAGGCGGAGGCGGCGACGAACACAGUAAAGUAAAGGAGAUCACCAUAGUGAAAAGCGUGAAGGUUCCCUAUCCGGUCGAGAAGAAGGUCCAUUACCCCGUGGAGAAGAAAGUACUGUACCCCGUAAAAGUCCCGGUACCACAGCCGUACCCCGUCGAGAAGAAGAUACCAGUCCCCGUGAAGGUUCUCGUCAAGGUCCCAGUGCACAUCCCCCAGCCCUAUCCGGUGGAGAAGAAGAUUCCGUACCCUGUGCAGGUGCCAGUCGAGAGACCCGUGCCUUACAAGGUCUACAUCCCUCAGCCCUAUCCAGUGGAGAAGAACAUCCCGUACCCUGUGAAGGUUCCCGUACCGCAACCCUACCCGGUGGAGAAGCCUGUUCCGUACCCUGUGAAGGUUAUCGAGCACGUGCCACAGCCGUUCCCGGUCGAAAAGGCAGUACCGUACCCGGUGAACGUACCCUUCGACCGACCGUACCCCGUUCACGUGCCCAAACCGUACCCAGUUCCAGUCGAGAAGCACGUACCAGUGCCCGUUGAGAAGCCAGUGCCCUACCCUGUGAAGGUUCACGUGGAGAGACCCGUGGGAGUGCCCGUCGAGAAGCCAGUGCCUUACGAAGUCAAGGUACCUGUCCCAGCGCCCUAUCCAGUGGAGAAGCACGUCGCUGUCCCCGUGGAGAAGCCCGUGCCCUACGCGGUCAAGGUGCCCGUCGAGCGACCUGUACCCGUGCAAGUCAACAAGCCAGUGCCCGUGGAGGUGGCCAAACCUGUGCCCUACCCUGUUAAGGUACCCGUAGCCGUGCACUCGCACGGUUACGGAGGAGGCUCCAGCGGAGGCUCCGAGAGCUACGGAGGAGGAUCCGAAAGCUACGGUGGAGACUACGAGUCCAGUUACGGGGGACACUACUAAUCCCUGGAAGACCCCAGCCGACGCCUUCCGGCUAUGCGACUAUGCCAGGCGUCGCGUUGCUUUUCUAUCUCGAAAUAUGAUUGUUAAGGGAAAGUAGCUCUUUCUUUGUUAAUGGGCGAGAGCAGAGAUUACUCGUAGCAGUCCUUAACAUUUGUACUUUCUAAAGAGCAAUCACAAUAAUUAUAUAUAAUUCUAUCCUGGAAGGUUCGAGGACGCGCCCGAGGGGGAUGUAUUUAUUGUAUAAUCUGCCUUUUCAGAGUAACGCUGGACCGAGAGCUGGCCGCAGGGUAUUUGUACAGCGAACGUUCUCUGCCCGGUCAGCUCUCGCCUCGGCGAAUUAGACGGUGGAGUUUCGAUAUAACUUUUGAUACCAGAGUACCUAAGAAUACACACUGUAUACACGACGCAUUGUACAAAGAUUCUGUAUUGUUCGGCGAUCGUAGGCGGCGCGACGAACGCCACUGUACCGUGUCUUUCGCUUCUUUUUAAUAAAACCAAAGAGCAAAAUCGACGAUCCGUUAGUGCCUUCAUAUCCU